Ochlerotatus camptorhynchus is the source of this 2113-nucleotide messenger RNA. RefSeq lists its product as uncharacterized. Gene Ontology annotation, biological process: proteolysis. The transcript has 3 exons. The record is from RefSeq and is a predicted model, not a curated record. Lineage: Eukaryota; Metazoa; Arthropoda; Insecta; Diptera; Culicidae. Bases 147 to 1910 code for a protein of 587 amino acids. Gene Ontology annotation, molecular function: serine-type endopeptidase activity.
AUGUGCGAAUGGUUGCUUCCUUUGCAAUAAUUUUAUUUAUUUUUCUGAGAAAUGUAUCAACCAUAAGUAUUGGCUAAGUUUUCCACUAGAGUUGAAUCUCGAGUAUAACCGCUUAACGUUUAUUAACAGAUAUACCUUGUGGAGAAAUGCGAUACACAGAGGAAGAAGUUGCCAAACCUUUCAAAACCUGGCCAUGGCACGUGGCUUUGUACAGCAGUGACAAUAACUAUAUCGCCGGUGGAUCGAUCAUCAGUGAGUGGUUCGUGCUAACAGCGGCUCAAGUCACUUAUAUAAACGGAAGCAUCCCAAUGAAACCGAAUGAAUUGCAGGUCGUGAUGGGCAUUAGAGAUCUUUCGGAUCCUCAAAACUACAAGAAGAAAUCAAACGUUUCAAAUAUCAUUCGCUACGAAAACUAUAACCCACAGACUAGAAUGAAUGACCUGGCACUGUUGAAGGUGGACACGAUAAUUGAGUUCAAUCAUUACAUUUCAUCGAUAUGCCUGUGGCCAAGUGUUGGACUAAGCUUGGAAGCAUUAGCUGGUCGAGGACAACAGGGAAUUGUUGUCGGUUGGAAAUGGGUUCAGAAAGGGGAUGUCAAGCAUGUUUUGAGUGAAACUAAUGUGUCUGCUAGCAAUGUUGAAAGGUGCGCUGAUUUAUUACAAGAUGGAUCGUCAAAGAAGAAGAAUUAUUGCAUGACAAGCAGUGGUGAAAGUGUACAUAGCGGAGGUGGAAUGUAUUUCCAGUUGGAUGAUGUUUGGCAUGUAAGAGGAAUCGUCAGUCAGAGACCACCAACUAUAGAGGCCAAGGACGUGAAAUUGGUGGAUAUCACUUACUACCAAAAAUGGAUUGAGAGGCAUGCUUUACCAAAGCAGCAUAAUCUUCUAGGAUUGGAAGAUUGCGGUAUGGGAAGCUAUGUAGAAUCCAAUGAUAGGGAGAAGAACAUUCUAGCAGGCAAUCAGCAUCCGUGGAUCGCUCAUCUGGCUUAUCUAUUUUGGGGUAGAUUCAACGUAAGCGAUUGUCAUGGAGUACUGAUUCAUCCGGAGUUUGUAGUUACCUCUGCAAAAUGUACCGACAGUCGAAAAUAUCGGGAGCUAUUACACGUUAUUUUGGGAGAAUGUUCCGUCGGCAAGGAUCCUUACAGCUCUAAUAGAAGCAAUAUUCAAGCAGUAAAAGUAGAGGAGCAUCUGUUUUCCCAAGCAAUCCAGACAAGUGAAGACAUUUUUGACAUCAACGUUCUACGACUGGCCAAAAAUGUUAUCCUUACAGACAACGUCAAACCAGUGUGUCUUCCACCGGUUGAAGAGCCGGUCCCGUACUACAGCAUGACCGCCUGGUACCGCCGAGACGAACAUCCAAAAGAGCUCAAAACGUCUCUCAUGCGAUUAGUUCCAUUCGAUCAGUGUCGAUCGUCGUAUCUGGAAAUGGGUAUUAACUUCACAACGAAAGACUAUGUUGCUUGUUUCGAGCCCUGUCAACUCUCCGAAAAGGCGGAAACGGAUGGCACGUACAAUUGCGAUUCUACCAAAAUCGGCAAGUGCAAUCGUGCCCUUUCUGCCAGUCCUAUAUUUUUCACUCAGCACGACGGUGUCAACACCUACACCUAUUUAGCAGGUGUACGAUCAUUUGGCACGGCAGACUGUCAUGACGGUAUGCACGAUGUGUUCAAUGAUAUUGUGUCGUUCAGAUCUUGGAUCGAGACAUUGGUAGACGAAAAGGCAUGGUUUACUGACGACGAAGAUCAUGUGUUACAUGACUACGAACCGGUAACCCAUACGAUUCACUAUGAGAUGGAUGAUGAUGGAAAUUUAAUCUAUGAGGAUGCAGAUCACAAAAUUGGCGACAGAAAAUUGUAUUUGGAAACUGACGAUGAUGGUAAUCGGAAAGAAAUUGAAAAUGACGAGGAACCGUGAAAUAUUAGUUCUUAAACUGUGUUUCUUGUGUGCAACAAACACCAAAUUCAUAAAACUAUUUGAAAAUUACUAUGACAAUCACUGUACAGAACCUGCAUGUGCGAAGUUUUAUUACAAAUAUUGCAAAUCUUUUAUUUUAAUUGUAAGACAACCUUUCCUCCCCAAUUUCCCCAUAGUGUAUUGGCGCGAUUGCCCAGAUCUAU